This is a messenger RNA of Meriones unguiculatus (Mongolian gerbil), 2475 nucleotides long. It is a transcript of the gene Spib, whose product is annotated as Spi-B transcription factor. Gene Ontology annotation, biological process: cell differentiation; regulation of transcription by RNA polymerase II. Gene Ontology annotation, cellular component: nucleus. Bases 21 to 824 code for a protein of 267 amino acids. Lineage: Eukaryota; Metazoa; Chordata; Mammalia; Rodentia; Muridae. Gene Ontology annotation, molecular function: DNA-binding transcription factor activity, RNA polymerase II-specific; sequence-specific DNA binding. The transcript has 6 exons. The record is from RefSeq and is a predicted model, not a curated record.
CCAGCCUGCCCUGAACCACCAUGCUUGCUCUGGAGGCUGCACAGCUGGACGGCCCACACUUGAGCUGUUUGUACCCAGAAGGUGUCUUCUAUGACCUGGACAGCUGCAAACCCUUCAGCUACCCAGAUUCAGAUGGGGCCCCUGACUCUGCAUGGGGCUGGACAGAGGCCCCGCCUGCCCCUGCCGUGGCCCCCUAUGAAGCCUUUGACCCUGCUAUGGCUGCCUUUGCCCACUCCCAGCCUGUACAGCUCUGCUAUAGUCACGGUCCUAGCCCCUCCGCCUACAGCCCCGUGGGAACCCUCGACCCAGCCCCCAGCUUGGAGGCCCCAGGGCCUGGCCUUCAGGUGUAUCCCUCAGAGGACUUCACCAGCCAGACCCUGGGCCCCUUGGCUUAUGCUCCAUACCCCAGCCCCGUACUGUCAGAGGAGGAAGACAUCCUGCUGGACAGCCCUGCUCUGGAGGUCUCUGACAGUGAGUCAGACGAGGCCCUCUUGGCUGGCUCCGAGGGGAGGGGAUCCGAGGCAGGUGCGCGCAAGAAGCUGCGCCUCUACCAGUUCCUGCUGGGGCUGCUGCUGCGCGGGGACAUGCGCGAGUGCGUGUGGUGGGUGGAGCCAGGUGCCGGCGUCUUCCAGUUCUCCUCCAAGCACAAGGAGCUGCUGGCUCGCCGCUGGGGCCAGCAGAAGGGCAACCGCAAGCGCAUGACGUACCAGAAGCUGGCGCGCGCACUGCGCAACUACGCCAAGACAGGCGAAAUCCGCAAGGUCAAACGCAAGCUCACCUACCAGUUCGACAGCGCGCUGCUGCCAGCCGCCCGGCGUGCCUGAGCACUCCGCUAGGACCCCUUUCUGGCCCUCAGGCCCCCGCGCCCACGGAGCCCCGCAUGAGGGCAGCAGGCUGCCAGGGUCCUUUGUGCCAUGUGUGGGAUCAUCCCCCGGGGCAGCUGUGUUUGAGGGGGGUGUCUCAGGACGCGCUGGCCAUUCUGCAUAUUUCCAGAAUGCCAGGUUUCUUUGUCGGGGCCCCUGGUGUUUUCUGCGGUUCCAGAAUUCACACAGGUACUACUUGCGAGCCCUGUGAUCACACACACCAUCCCACCAGCAGGUGGCGCUGUCUACAGCCCGAAACUGGUGUGUCUGGGGGCGGUGUGGGUCCCUCUGUGCUCCCGUGAGUACCCUGUGCCAUCUAUGACUUUUCUCUGUGUCCAUUUAUGACUUCUGUUUGAGACGAUCUCUCUAUGUAGCUUAGGCUGGUCCCCAGCUUGUAACAUUCCUCCUGCCUCAGCUUCCUGAGGGCUGGGAUUUACCAUCACACAUCACACCUUCAACCAGGUUUUUUCCUUCUUUUUGAGACAAGAUUUUUAUGAUGUAACCCAGGCUGUCCUCAAGCUUGUGGACAUCUUGCCUCAUCCAUCCUGUAGGACCCCCUGGGAUCCUCGUCUGAGAGGAUGUGUUGGGUAGGGUUGGGGCUCAGUGAAUCUUAUAGGCUGGGCUGUUCUGGGGUCCUUUGGUCAUGUGGGAAGUUCUCUAGGGUCCCUAGCCCUGAGUUCACACACUCCCUGUCCUGUCUGAGGUGCCCCCUGUGUACUGUGUUUGAGGAUCAGCCUAACACCUGGCACUUUGGCGUGAGUGGCAGAGGUGUGGUUGUGUUGUGGUGUUUUAUUUUUGAGACGGGGUCUCACAUAGCCCAGGCUGGCCUUGAACUCACCAUGUAGCUGAGGAUAGCCUUGAGCAUGCCUCAGCCAGAGUGAUCAGCGCACAGGCACCACCAGGUGACUGUUUCUUUACCUUUUCUUAACCAGGGUCUGUAUAUGUAGCCCAGGCUGGCUCUAGACACAGACCAGUCCUCUGCCUCAGUGUCUGGAGUGCUGGGAUUGCGGACGUGUUCCACCACACCAUGCUUACCAGACUGCUGGAGCUGGCCACCCUGCCCACAAUGCAGGCAGACCAAGUCCCUGCAGGUGUUUUCUUCAGAGAAAACAUGCCUUCACAGUGAUCUUUCAAGCUAGGGAGCACUCCCACAAUCCAGACAUCUGAUGUGGAACUUUGGACAGCAGGUGAGCUGGCCAGCUUUCCUGGGACCAGCUUCUGUGCCUGCCUCACCCCAGCGACUUCUCUCAAACGCCUGUCAGGGCCUAGUCUUUUUGCCUUUCAACUGCUGUGUGCCAAGCUGGCUCAAACUGUGGCUCUCACUGGGCCUCAAGGGCAGAAUCAGAAGCCAAGGCUUUGAGUGAGCUGGGCCACCCAGGUCUCGGUCCCUCUAAGAAAGAGAGGAUGAAGAGGGCCUUAAAUCUCCUUGUAACCCUAAUGAACCCAUGACACACCUGAACUCACCUCUGUGAGUGGCCAGGAAGGGGAAAGAAGAAUCAUGGAAGAUCCAGAUGUCCAUGUGGCCAAGGCUAAACUGGCACCAAAUCAAAUUCUCUCUUCAAAAGCCAACAUCGUUACUCUACGUGUGUGACAAAUAAAACCCUAAAUCAAA